Messenger RNA from Haemonchus placei, 822 nucleotides. The record is from the annotation of a GenBank genome assembly. NCBI's taxonomy places the organism in Eukaryota, Metazoa, Nematoda, Chromadorea, Rhabditida, Trichostrongylidae.
AUGGGUCGACGGAAACAAGCAAGACCUACAAAGAGAACUAUGGACGAGUUCGAAAUUGCUGAAAUGGAGCCGUCGGCAAAGAUCCCCAAGGAGACGUCAGCAACAGAUUCCGUACUGAGCACCGCAACUCCUUCAACAAACGAUAAUGUCGGGUUAUCGCCGUCAUGUUCCAAGGAUCCCGCACCAACCGAUCUAUUGUGGAGCGCUGAAUCACUAUCGGCAAAGAAGCCGCCCACGAAUCCUCUGCUUAUGCUGGAAAAAUCGCUGAAGCGUUUUGAACCACGAAAGUCGCAACCAGCCGUACAGCAGUCACGGGUACCUCCGAAUCCAUUCAGUAAUGGCCUUGGAGCAUUGUUUCAAUUUGUCGGGAAGCUACACGGAGAGUCAAUGUUAAACGCUCCACAACGACGAGACGCAGACGUCGACUCGAUUUUGAAAUGUCUACAAUGUGGUCGAACAUUUCAAACUAUGGAGUUGUUGGUUAGGCACAUGCAGGACACACAACAUUUCAACAAUCUUCCAAAAACUUACAGCUCGUUGAUCCAAAUGGAUCGUCAGAAAGUGCUGAACCUAAAGUUGCAGAUGAAAUCUGACGGUGUGAAAUUGGCAUGCGUCAAAUGUGGAGAGAUUCCCACGAACAUCGACAAACAUCUUAAAGAAGUGCACGAUGUGAAAACGAGCUCGGAUUGGCUAAAAAAUAUUCGGGUCGUCAGGGACGAAGAAAAUCCUGUUUCCUUACUACCAGCCUCAACGCAAUCGGCAGCCAACUCACCACAUCUCAACAAACUGAUGUCAUUGAUCAAUACGGUUGAUAAAAAGUGA